This is a messenger RNA of Peronospora belbahrii, 435 nucleotides long. The record is from the annotation of a GenBank genome assembly. Lineage: Eukaryota; Oomycota; Peronosporomycetes; Peronosporales; Peronosporaceae.
AUGGCAAGUCUUGGUCACUUCAUGCAUCAUCAUCAUCCAUCUACUUCAUAUGUGGAAUCACAGCAAGAGAUUGAAAAUGAACGUGCUACUUUUCAUGCAGCACCAGCUACACACGUACACCGUGAACGUGCAGAGACAGCUCCAACACCACAAUUAGAUCACUCUUAUCAUUACCAUACAAACAAUCCACCUCUUCCAGUCUCCAAUGCACGUCUUUCACGCUUUUCUCGUCAUUUCUUUGACCGUAAAAGUGGUCGUUCAUCCUCUUCUUCUUCUUCCUCUUCUUCUUCGGAUAGAGACGACGUUGAGUCAACACCAAAUGUCAUGACAUCUACGAGUUUCUUUCGACCACGGACAAUGGAUGGAUAUACACGAUAUCUUGAAGCUGCUUUUUUUGGAUGGAUAUUUAGAAAAACAGAGCUCAGAGGAUCCUAA